AUGGAAUCAAGACCAAGCUACUCUUUGCUCUCUUUUGUUUUCAUUCUCACAUCUUACUUGCUGAUCCUAUGUCGGUCAAUAUCAAUAGUCAAGAGACUUCCUGGAUAUGCAGGUGAUCUUCCUUUCCAACUUGAAACAGGUUAUGUUGGAGUAGGAGAGAAGGAAGGCGUACAACUGUUUUACUAUUUUGUUGAGUCAACAAGAAAUGCAGAAUCCGAUCCAUUAAUAUUUUACAUUCCGGGUGGCCCGGGCGCAUCUGCCUUAUUUACAUUGUUAUAUGAAAUAGGUCCACUCAACUUCGACUUUGAUAAUGGCCCAAAUAAUAUCACAUUAAUCUUGAAUCCAAACGCAUGGACACAGAUUGCAAAUAUCAUAUUUGUCGAUAUACCGGCUGGUACUGGCUUUUCAUAUUCUGAAACAAAAGAUGGAUGGAUUAGCAGCGACAACAUCUUGGCUACUCAUGCUAAAGAGUUUAUAAAGAAGUUUCUUGUUGAGCAUCCACGAUUCCUAAACAAUCCGCUCUACAUAGCAGGGAUUUCUUAUAUGGGUCUCCUCGUUCCGAAAAUCACUCUAGAAAUAUUUGAAGGUAAUGAGCGUGGAGAUCAACCAACAUUAAAUAUUCAAGUAAUUUUCUAUACCCUCAAAAUACUACAACAAAAUACACCAUCACUCAUGGCCAUAUCCGAGGGUAAUUUAUGGGGCUACAUUCUUGUUAGUCCACUUACGGAUAAGUUCAAGGAUAUUAAUUCAAGACUUGAAUAUGCUCAUCGUAUGGCACUCAUAUCAGAUGAUACUUAUAAGACUGCGAUAAAGUAUUGUCAUGGUAACUACAUGGACAUUGAUGCAAGCAACUCAUUAUGUGCAAAUAGUCUUCGUCAAUAUGAAGAGUGUACCAGUCACAUUAGUUUUGAUAACAUUUUGCAACCUUUUUGUGACGAUAAUGAUCCAAUGCAAUAUUGUGAAAGCGAUUUUAAUGCGGUUGCAGCGACCUGGGCAAAUUCUAAAGUUGUACAACAAGCUAUCAACAUCCGUCAAGGAACAAUUGGAAAAUGGGAGUUGCGCAACUCUACCAUGCAUUAUGAUCAGGGAAAGAAUGACACAUUUUGUUAUUCUUAUGACAUUUUUAGUAGUUUUCAUUAUCAUAAGAAACUUUCUAGCAAACAUUGUCGAUCUUUGAUUAUGAGUGGCGACCAUGAUAUGACAUUUCCAUAUGUUGGCAUUGAGCAAUGGAUUGCUUCUCUCGAUCUUGGGGUUGAAAACCCAUGGAAGCCGUUUUUUAGUGAUGGUCAAGUCGGGGGAUAUGAAACGAAAUAUGCACACAAUAAUUAUUCGUUGACGUUUUCUACGGUUAAAGGCGCAGGACAUUUGGUGCCAUAUUACAAGCCGAAAGAAAGUAUGGUACUAAUAGCGAAAUGGUUUUCUUCACAAGUUUAUUCAAGUGACUCUUAAUUAAUUAAGAGAUGGUUGAUUUACGGAUGCUUAGAAAUAUAAGAUCAUGAUAUGGUACUGAGAGGAAAGUUGUUUUCUUUACAUAUUUUAUAGUUGUAGUUUUGAGAAGACAAUCACAUGCAUAUUGC
Messenger RNA from Lactuca saligna, 1577 nucleotides. The record is from the annotation of a GenBank genome assembly. NCBI's taxonomy places the organism in Eukaryota, Viridiplantae, Streptophyta, Magnoliopsida, Asterales, Asteraceae.